Molecule: messenger RNA, 153 nt
Organism: Plenodomus lingam JN3
Lineage: Eukaryota; Fungi; Ascomycota; Dothideomycetes; Pleosporales; Leptosphaeriaceae
Source: RefSeq, a predicted model, not a curated record
AUGCCGCGUUUUCCAUGUCUGCCAGUGCCACAACAACCCAUUCGGUCCAAGUUCGGGUCAUUAGAUCAUACCUUUGUUGAGAGAAAGUGGAUAUCACUGUACAGUUACUGGUACGAGACCAGCCUUGUACCACAGGCCAUGUCCAAGUUUUGA